This is a messenger RNA of Gossypium raimondii (Peruvian cotton), 1109 nucleotides long. Its product is annotated as 17.6 kDa class I heat shock protein 2. Lineage: Eukaryota; Viridiplantae; Streptophyta; Magnoliopsida; Malvales; Malvaceae. The transcript has a single exon. Bases 408 to 872 code for a protein of 154 amino acids. Gene Ontology annotation, biological process: protein folding; response to hydrogen peroxide; response to salt stress. The record is from RefSeq and is a predicted model, not a curated record.
UCAGUUUUCUAUAGUGUUACUCAACAUAGAAUUAUAAGUCUUAACUGAGAGUAGAUACAGGUAAAGCCUCCAAUAACGAUCUUAGUUCAAUUUCCUGUAAAAACAAAGUUUAUUUCUACCUUUUUCCACCCGUUAAGAAACCUUGUCAUGAACAUGCAUGUAAUAAUUUUUAUUUUAGGGUCUUGGCCCAUUUGGUUGUAGCAAAUCAUCCAUGUUUCGGACUUCAACUGCAAAACGGUUUUCUUCCCAUUUGAAUCCUGAAACUGUUAUUCCUCAAGUCACUAGGUCCUUCCUCCCCGUCUUUAUAUAUAUAUUUUUUACAUAUAAUACUCACCCAUCACCCUCUUCUUUUAUCUUUACCAACACGAUUAAGUUCCAAUUUGUCAGAGCGUUAUUUCUCAAAAGCAAUGGCGAUGCUUCCUCACUUCUACGGCGCCCGACGCAGCCCCAGCGGCGUUUUCGGCCCUUUUUCUUUGAACAUAUGGGACCCUUUCAAGGACUUGGAUUUCCCUCAACCCUCCCGUGAAAAAGCCGCCUUCGUCAACGCACGUGUGGACUGGAAGGAGACCAACGAUGCGCACGUGUUCAAGGCCGACCUUCCUGGGCUGAAGAAAGAGGAAGUGAAAGUGGAGAUCGAGGACGACAGGGUGCUCCAGAUCAGCGGCGAGAUGAUGUUUGAGAAGGAAGACAAGAACGACACCUCGCACCGCCUCGAGAGGAGUAGUGGCAAGUUCUCCAGGACGUUCAGGUUGCCGGAAAAUGUGAAGAUGGAUGAAGUUAAAGCUUCUAUGGAGAAUGGGGUUCUCACUGUCACUAUCCCUAAACUUCGGGCCAAAAAUUCUGAGAUCCGGUCCAUUUUAAUUUCUGGUUAAAAGGGCUUAUACCACCAUGUCUCGGCUUCAAUCUGCUGGGGGGUUUUCCACUCUAUUAUUGCAUACUAUUUUACAUUAUGUGUUGUCUAUGAUCAGUGUCUUGUUUCUCUUUUGUUGGCCAAUUGCCAUUGAAAUAACAAUAUAUGGGGUGGAUUUUAUUUUCAUUUCACCAUUGAAAAUGACAAUGCAUUUGGCUCAUUUUCAUGCCAAUAUACAACCUAAUCAUUUCUUGUUGGA